AUGUUGUGCCACGAUCACGAGAGAUCUGCUCUUUUACAUUUUAAACAGAGCCUUCCUGCUUCUUCUAGUUCAUCUGCUUACUCAAAGACUGCAUCUUGGAAGGCUAGUGGAAAUAGUAGCAGGGAUUGCUGCUCGUGGGACGGGGUCGAGUGUGAUGAUGCUACUGGUUACGUUAUUGGUCUUGACCUCAGUAGUAGUCUGAUGCAAGCUACUCUUCACUCCAAAAGCACCCUGUUUAGCCUUGUUCACCUUCAGAGCCUAAAUCUUGCUGAAAAUUACUUCAUGAACUCUUCAAUCCCACCCGAGAUCUCCCGUCUUUCAAGUUUGUCCUUUAUAAACCUCUCAAACUCUUUAUUUUCCGGCCAAAUCCCACACGAGUUGUCAGGAAUGUCCAAAUUGGCUUCACUUGAUCUGUCUUUCAACUAUUUGUAUGGAGACUUCCCAAUUGCCAUUUUCAAUCUAUCAGGCCUGCUUGUUCUUAAUGUAAGUCGCAAUCAAAAUCUCAGUGGUUACCUACCAGAGUUCAACACAACAAGCCCCUUCAGGGAACUGGAUAUUGCUCACACAAAAUUCUCUGGUACCAUACCGUCCUCAAUCGGAAAUCUGAAGUCAUUGAAUAAGCUACGACUUAGAAAUUGCUACUUUUCUGGAUCUAUUCCGACCUCAAUUGGUAACAUGACCCAACUUACUUAUUUAUCACUUGCAUACAACAUGUUUAAUAAGUCAGAUGAUCUCUCUUGGCUUCAGAAGCUAACUAAACUCUCUAAGUUAAACCUUGAGGAUACUAAUCUAUAUGGUUACCUCCCACCAUCUUUUGCAAACUUCACCCAACUUACUAUUCUUUCACUUGCGGUAAAUAGGUUUGUUGGUGAAAUCCCAUUGUGUCUGAUGAACAUGACCCAGUUAAAAACAUUAGAUUUAAGUUUUAAUGCACUAACAGGUCAGAUUCCUCGCUCAUUUUCUCAACUCAAGAACCUGGAACAUCUAUCUCUUUCUCAUAAUAACUUCACUGGUGUAGAGGCUGACAUUUUUUUCAGUUCUAGAAACCUCGCCAUUCUCAGUCUAUCUGGGUGCAAGAUAACGUUAAAUUCCCCCCAUCACUCUAACUUCAGUCUUCCAAAGCUUGCAAUAUUAGAAUUGUUUCGCUGCAACUUAACAGAGUUUCCAUACUUUCUGCAGUUCGCGAGUAACUUAAGGGCACUUGUAUUGGGUGAAAAUAAUAUUCAUGGGAAUAUACCACACUGGAUCUGGCAUGCAAGUAAUAAAUUGGAGUUGAUCAACCUUCGUGACAACUUCCUAACAGCCUUUGAGAAUCCCCUUGCUAUUCAAAGUAAAAGUCUGAGAUACAUAGACAUCAGCAAUAAUAUGCUACAAGGGAAUCUCCCAAUUCCACCACCAAAUACAUAUUUGUACUCGGUGCAGAAGAACAGAAUACCAGGGGAGCUCUCACCCAUGAUGUGUGGUGUCUCUAAAAUUACUAGAUUUGUCAGAUAA
Daucus carota subsp. sativus is the source of this 1494-nucleotide messenger RNA. RefSeq names its product receptor-like protein 6. The transcript has a single exon. NCBI's taxonomy places the organism in Eukaryota, Viridiplantae, Streptophyta, Magnoliopsida, Apiales, Apiaceae. Gene Ontology annotation, molecular function: protein binding. The record is from RefSeq and is a predicted model, not a curated record. The coding region runs from base 1 to 1494 and encodes 497 amino acids.